UGGAACUAAUGGUAAUAGUAAUAGUAUAUAGGACAGAAUAAUACUGUAUCAUUCAAGAUCAUCUGGCAAAUUAAAAAUUUCUAGGCAGGUUGUGAUUUGACAUCAGAGUGGGAAAACCCCUGUCGAUUCCAACCACCGCUGUUUUCAACUUUCCCGUUUUGCGCACUUAGAGAGAAGCAAGCAUCACCACCCAGCCCCGCGUCAUUUCUGGCAGUCACCUUCUCGUACUUGGGAGGUUGGGAAGUUGCAACCCACCAGUAAAAGAUGUGUUAAUGCAUUUUGCAUUUGCAUUAAGGGUACAAGCUCGAAAUCUUCUUCCUGAUUUCACACUUUCCACCUCCUACUCCUUUUCCCAUCUUCUUUACUCUUUUCAUUUUCCGUCAUUUGUAUAUUCUACGGAAAGGCGGUUUUUCGUGUCACCGUCAAUUACUAACCCUCACAGCUAAAUUUCUGUCUUAAGCUUGGUGGAACAAUUCAAUCCAAGUUAUUUUGGGAAUUUGUUGGAGGAGGUAAAGAGGUCACUAAAUCAUUGGCCUUGGUUUGCAAGAGCUUGUCUCAGUCGCAUUCCCAAUUCCACGAGUCGAGUCCACUUUGGACGAAACUUAGACAAGAUGCGACCCAGCCAAAGCCGAAGUUUACUUCUCCCCUUCCUAUUCAACCUCGUUGUCGCUCACCCCUACCCGGCCGACAACCUUAAAGAUGCCGGCUUCGGAUACCUCAUGAACCGCGGUUGCGCAGCUUAUUGCGGCUCUGACAACCAGUACUGUUGUUCUGAUGGCGAAUCGUGCACUACAUCAGCCGGCAUAGCGGGUUGCGCCGCCUACGAUUACUACACCACCACCUGGACUGAGACGAAGACGUACACGAGCACUUUCAGUUCCGCCUUAGGUGCGUCGACUGCCGCGGCCGGAGGGGAGGAUUGCGUACCACCAGCAGGGUCCGGGCAAAUCGCUUGCGGUCCUAUUUGCUGUGCGACCUGGCAGUACUGCGCGCGCAGCGGACAGUGUCUACCAAACGCCGGCGCCAGUUCUUACACCCAAUGGACCACGGUUGGUGUUAUCACAACCCAGUUCUCGGCGCCCUACAGAGUCACGAGCGGCAGCACCAUCAUACAAACUUCAGAACCUACCACUACCGGUACUGCAGCCAGUGAGACCACAACAUCCACCAGCACCGCCGCCCCAGCUCCGGUCGCAUCCACGAGCGGCUCUCUAAGCGGAGGUGCAAUUGCCGGCAUCGUCGUUGGCACAAUUGCUGGUGUGCUCUUGCUGCUGCUACUAUGUUUCUGCUGUAUCGUCAGAGGAUUGUGGGACGCGUUCGCGGCUGCUCUCGGGUUGGGUGGCAAGAAGAGGAGAAAGGAGGAAGUCGAGAUCAUUGAAGAACGAUAUUCCAGACGCGGAAGCAGGCACGGCAGUGCAUAUGGCGGGGGCUCGGCUGCCGCACGACCGGUCCACCGAACAUGGUUCGGCGGCGGUGGGGGCCGACCCACGUCAGCCGCCGGCCGAAGAGAAAAGACUUCGGGAAGCGGCGCAGGUUGGCUCGCCGCCAGUCUGGCUGCAGCGGCCGUUGUUCUAGGCCUGAGAAGGGAUGACAGGCGUCGCACUAGCAGCGCAAAGCCGCCUCGUGAGACGGAGUGGAGUAGUUCGUACUAUACAGACUCCUAUACUGCAAGCAGCCCUAGUGAGUUUAUCCCUCAAAGAUAAACUCCAAGAGGGUUAUUACUGACCAGUUGUUCUCUACAGGUAGCCGAAGUACGGAUCGAAGAACGCAACGAUCGCGCGCCUCCCGAGCGGCAAGAACAUCGAGAACGUCGAGAGCUUCGCGGUCGAGACGAAGCUAGAGGCACGAAGCUCCACCGCGCUCGCGUCCUCCUAUACUUUAUGAAUCUUCGGUCCUAAAUUGAGUUCAUAAUUCCUUUUUCGUCGCGAGAUCAUUUUUCCUUUUAAACUCCGACACCCCCCGGCAUACAUACCAUAUCUUCGGCACGAAAACGGCGUUUCGGCAUGGGAUUAUUAUUUUUUCAAUUACUCGUUUCUCCUUUUAGACUUAAUUUUUUUCACGAGGAUGUGCGACGAUACUCGGGUGAAGACGCAACGAAAAACUCGAACAAAUUUCAUACGAACGAAUAGUUUGAAAGAUGAAAUACGAAUAGGGGAUUGAGAUGAAGCCUCCGAAAUGAUGUACAUAUGAAGAUAACGAGGAAAGGAGAGGUCUGGAAGGCGAAGUGAGUUGAGAUCGGUAUGAUUCCCAAAGGCUAGGAGCGAAGGGCCUGGCAAUGCAUGGAAAUGAAGUGGACGCGUAGAUAGUUACGAAUGGACGUUCAGUGCUCCGUGGGAUUUUCCCCGUGGCAAACUGAGA
Annulohypoxylon truncatum is the source of this 2358-nucleotide messenger RNA. RefSeq lists its product as uncharacterized. The transcript has 2 exons. Lineage: Eukaryota; Fungi; Ascomycota; Sordariomycetes; Xylariales; Hypoxylaceae. The record is from RefSeq and is a predicted model, not a curated record. Bases 612 to 1703 code for a protein of 363 amino acids.